CGGUCAUAUAUAAGCUGCCACGAGUUAGCGGCGAAUUCGGUGUGUCCAUUUUGAGCUGCGUUCCGGCGUCUCCCUCUUUUUUUCCCCCCUUCUUAAAGCUAAGGUAACGAUCCACCCCCGCGAUGGCCGACGCUGACAUGCUGCUCAUGGAGACUUCGGAGCAGAACGGCGACGAGGACCAGAACGGCGCCGCCGCCGAGGCCGAGCUAAUGGCCGACGACGAAAGCCACGGCGCCGACGACGGCGGCAAGAUCGACGCCAGCAAAAGCGAAGAGGAUGCUGGCAAAAUGUUUGUGGGUGGCCUGAGCUGGGAGACGAACAAGAAGGACCUCAAGGAUUACUUCAGUAAAUUUGGCGAGGUGUCAGACUGUACCAUCAAAAUCGACACGGCCAGCGGACGCUCACGGGGCUUUGGCUUUGUGCUCUUCAAAGAUGCCGCCAGUGUGGACAAAGUGCUGCAGCAGAACCAGCACAAACUGGACGGUCGCCAGAUUGACCCCAAGCGGGCCCUGGCCAUGAAGAAGGAGCCCGUCAAGAAGAUCUUUGUCGGUGGCUUGAACCCAGAGGCCACUGAGGAGAGCAUCAGGGAAUACUUCGGGGCCUUUGGAGAGAUCGAGACUAUCGAGCUGCCCCUGGACCCCAAGUCGAAGAAGAGGAGGGGCUUCAUCUUCAUCACGUACAAAGAGGAAGCCAGUGUCAAGAAAUGCUUGGAGAAGAAGUACCACAACAUUGAGGGUGGAAGGUGUGAGCUGAAGAUCGCCCAGCCCAAGGAGGUGUACCAGCAGCAGCAACAACAGCAGCAGCAGUAUGGCGGAGGACGCGGCAGCAGCGGCAGCGGCUACGGCGGCCGAGGGGGCAGAGGCCGCGGAGGAGGUCAGAGCCAGGGCUGGAACCAGAGCGGCGGCUACGGGAGCUACCAGGGAUACGGCAGCCAAGGCUACGGCGGCUACAGUGGCUACGGCAGCUACGGUGGCUACGGCUAUGACUACCCCUCCGGCGGCUACUAUGGAUACCCUGGCUAUGACUACAGCCAGGGCAGCGCCAGUUAUGGCAAGGCUCCCAGACGGGGCCACCAGAGCACCUACAAGCCAUACUGAUGCUAACACAUGAGGAUCCAGCAAAACACACCCGACUGGACGGACGCGACUCCUUUUAUGACAGAAGACCAUUUGUACAGAAAACAUCAAGAAAUGUAACUUUUCCAUGUUUUUUUUUUUUUGUUUGUUUGUUUGUUUGUUUUUUUUUUUUUUAAUUGUAUGCUUUCAUUUUUUAGGUUUUAUUUUCCCCUUUGUGUUUUUUUUUUUUUUUUUUUUUUUUUCCCCCUUCCCAACAUUUCCAUUGAAAGGAAGUGUAAUUUUACUGUACUUUUUGGUACCUGUUUUGAUUCUAAUGUAUUGUAAGGGUAUUUUACAUGUCGGCUGGCUUUACAGGUUGGACGUCUUGGCGCUGUAAAGGAGCUUUUUUGACAAAUAAAAAAAGAGAA
Molecule: messenger RNA, 1483 nt
Organism: Phycodurus eques (leafy seadragon)
Lineage: Eukaryota; Metazoa; Chordata; Actinopteri; Syngnathiformes; Syngnathidae
Product: heterogeneous nuclear ribonucleoprotein A/B-like
Exons: 9
Coding region: 123-1097 (324 amino acids)
Biological process (GO): regulation of gene expression
Cellular component (GO): nucleoplasm
Molecular function (GO): RNA binding
Source: RefSeq, a predicted model, not a curated record